ACACACCCUGUAAUGCAUUGCUCAGGGAGUGCUAGCACGUAGCUAAAUAUAAGCUAGGGUCUAAAACCAGUGCUAAGUAUUUGAGGAAGCUCUUGGACGUGCUUCCUCGAGGAUCACAAGAAACUGUUUAACAAGACCGAACCAUGAGGAGUGUGAUGCUGCUCGUAGUGCCAGCGCUCCUGCUGCUGCUGGCUCUCCCGGCCACCAGGGGUCGCUACAAUGACGACUUUGACGACGGUGAGGACCUAGCCGAGUUUGACGACAAUGACUUCGCUGAGUUCGAGGAUGUGAGCGAGGACCAGGGCACGGAAACGGAGACGGCCCCGCCCCCUCCACGGGCGGCGCCUUCAGUGCCCGCAGAUGAAGAGGAUGAUGACGAGGCCACAGUGGAGACGGAGGACGGUCAGGAUGAGUUCUACGAUGGGGACACUCAGGACCAGGACAGUUACAGCAAGUAUGACAACGAAGAGUUUGAGGGUUACGAGACCAAGACGAGUCCCUCUUUCAAAGACAACACCCUCAUCCUGAGAGAGGUUCCAGCCCACCUGCAGAACAGCUGGGAGAGCUACUACAUGGAGAUCCUGAUGGUGACGGGCCUGCUGGCCUACAUCAUGAACUACAUCAUCGGCAAGAACAAGAACAGCCGCCUGGCGCAGGCGUGGUUCAACUCGCACCGGGAGCUCCUGGAGAGCAACUUCGCCCUCGUCGGUGAUGACGGUACCAAUAAGGAGGCCACCAGCACGGGGAAGCUCAACCAGGAGAAUGAGCACAUCUACAAUCUCUGGUGCUCUGGUCGCGUGUGCUGUGAAGGCAUGCUCAUCCAGCUCAAGUUCCUGAAGAGGCAGGACCUGCUCAAUGUUCUGGCCAGGAUGAUGAGACCAGUCUGUGACCAAGUACAAAUCAAAGUGACGCUAAAUGAAGAUGACAUGGACACGUUUGUCUUCGCCCUGGGCACCAAGAAGGCCAUGGCUCGCAUGCAGAAGGAGAUGCAGGACCUGAGCGAGUUCUGCAGUGACAAGCCCAAAUCGGGGGCGAAGUACGGUGUCCCCGAAUACUUGACCAUCCUCACCGAGAUGGGCGAAGUCACGGAUGGCCUGAUGGACAGCAAGAUGGUGCAUUACAUCACCAAUCAUGCCGAAAAGAUCGAGUCCAUCCAUUUCUCGGACCAAUUUUCUGGUCCAAAAGUUAUGCAAGAAGAUGGUCAGCCCUUAAAGCUGCCCGACACGAAGAAGACGCUGCUGUUUACAUUUAACGUGCCUGGGAUGGGUAACACAUCUCCCAAAGACAUGGAACAACUGCUGCCUCUGAUGAACAUGGUGAUCUAUAGCGUUGAUAAGAUCAAGAAACUUCGCUUGAACAGGGAGGGGAAGCAGAAGGCUGAUAAGAACCGCGCUCGUGUUGAGGAGAACUUCCUGAAGCAGACCCACGCCCAGAGGCAGGAGGCUGCCCAGACGCGCCGCGAGGAGAAGAAGAGGGCUGAGAAGGAGAGGAUCAUGAGCGAGGAGGAUCCCGAGAGACAGCGCCGCAUGGAGGAGGCUUCCCAGCGCCGUGAUCAAAAGAAGCUGGAGAAAAAGCAGAUGAAGAUGAAGCAGAUCAAAGUGAAAGCCAUGUGAAGGGGCACAACAAUGCAGUGUUGCGCGCAUGCACAAACACACACACACAUUUCUUCUUCAGAUGACUGCUUCCAUCCUCACACACAUGUACUUCUCAGUCUCAAACACACUUCGCUUUCUGGUUGAAUGUGUGUCUCUUCUACCUGCUGCAAAAGUUCUUCCACAUCAUAGAGCUGUCACCUUGCCAGUCCGUGUCUGUCUUGUCCUGCUCUGAUUUAUAUUUUCCUCUUCCUAAUGUCUGGAGUUACUUGUAAGAGUCUCAUUGCAGACAACCAGGGAGUAUUGUUUAAUUUAAAGAGAGGGAAAGGUUGCACUUGUAAUAAAAAUGCUGGCCUUUUCAGCUAUAAUACGCCCAUGACUGAAAUCCCAUUUUAUAGGUGAAAUUGUAGGCAUGUGGGGAUUUUUUAUUUUUUUUUGUAUUCAAAUGGUCAUGCUGGAAUGAUAUGUUUCAUGUUAAUUUAAUGCUAAGUCAAGCUGCACUGCAUUUUUUUUAAAUAGGAUCUUCUGACUUGAAUGGUUCUUUACUGAAAGUUUGGUGAAUACUGCCAUCAUCAACAAGAAAAACAACCACGCAGUCGUGAGAUCCUGUCAUGUUUGUGUUUGGCUUACACAAACCACAGAUCAAAAUAAAAAGAAGUUGUGCACUGAAAUUGUGAAAAA
This is a messenger RNA of Clupea harengus (Atlantic herring), 2273 nucleotides long. It is a transcript of the gene ccdc47, whose product is annotated as coiled-coil domain containing 47. The record is from RefSeq and is a predicted model, not a curated record. Gene Ontology annotation, cellular component: endoplasmic reticulum. Gene Ontology annotation, biological process: endoplasmic reticulum calcium ion homeostasis. Gene Ontology annotation, molecular function: calcium ion binding. NCBI's taxonomy places the organism in Eukaryota, Metazoa, Chordata, Actinopteri, Clupeiformes, Clupeidae.